UCUGUCUACAAUCUAUAUGUAUGGUAAUUCUCUUACUGUCAAUGUACUUGCGAUCUAUGCAUAAAACAUUACGAUUUCGUUGUGUGUAAAACAUUCUGCACUAAAAAGCUGACUCAACAGGAUACAGAGAUCUCACGAUUACGAUUCUUAAAUAAUUUACUACGAACUUACAAUUUAAGCAGGUAACACACCUGAUAAAAGAGCAUAAAAGGCAGAGGUUUCAGUUGUCUAUACAUAUGAGUCAAACCUGUUGCCAGGCAACAGAAGAAUCGAUAAACAAUGCGUUCAGACGCGAUUGUCGCCGGUUCUUUUUAGUUCAACCAGUUCAACCGGAAUCCCGAACAGGUCACAUCUAAUUUCAAACCAGUUCUUUAAUAAGGCAAUCGACAAUAUUCGAUAGUAAAAAAAACAUGUCGAUUAAAGUGAGGAAGAAAAAAAUAGCCGGCAAUUAUAAAGUUAAGGAACCUAUAAAUAAUUUUAAAAUAAGAGUCCGAAUCGUACAGCAAAGGCCUUUGCUUGCGGAGCUGCUCGAGAACGAAGGGGAUAACGCCAGGGACACGAAUUUCCUGGAGGAAGAAGACCGGAUUUUCGGUUGGCAGCAAAAAGUAUUUAGUCCGUUCGAGGUGAACUUUUACAGCGAGGAGGCCAAUUGUUUGACUGAAUCCCAGAAGCUGUAUCACCGCCAGAUCAAGGAGACCGAUAUCACCGGUUCUCUACUGUACACGUUCACACAGAAUGAUCCCUACUAUUCGAAGAACGAAUUGUUGACAAGGCCAUACAGAACGAGAUUGGGGAACAGGAACCAAACUGCGUUACCGGUUUUACAAAAUCGCAAGCCCUUCUCCGAAAGGUAUAAUAAAAUGGUGGUUGACGAUGCACCUGACGAGACGCGGAUCCGUACAAACCAUUACCUUUACGCGGAUCAUUCCACGAUGUAUGUCAUGGUUGAUUUAUUACAACGAGAUAAAAUCUUGACGGGCUCCGACGGUGAUAAUGAAACGAUGCUGUGUGUCAUCACUUACGACGGGUUGCACAAAAUUUUGUCGGUAAAUCCAGACUUCACCGAUGAUCGUUGUUACGUUAUCACAAAUUCCAGCGGCGUUCAAUUUAAUUACUGGAUUGAACAUGCUUCCCAGAAGCCGUCGUCAUUGGAAUUGCAACAACAACAAAACGAAUCGCGGCGUGUAAGUAUGUUCGUUUAAAUAUACCUUCAAUUAUUCGAAUAUAUAAAAAAACGUGACGACAGUAUGUUCACUUGCGCGUUGUUAAUAAUUGUUAUCUUACUUACUCUUGCUAUGAAACAUAAAUAAUUGUAUUCAGACUUUUAACUUAACUCUUAACUAACUAGUAACCGAGUAUGCAAUACAUGGAACAUGUAUUUAAAUGCCACGUUUAUCAUACAGUAUAAUGAGCCUGUUUGCACAUUUGGAAUUGAUUUUUCAUUAGAUUUUAAUACCUAUUAGGAAUGAGAAUUUUUGUUGCAUUUCGUAUUUGAAUUCGCGAAUGCUUUUAUCAAGUUAAUCCAAAUGAUUAGCCUGUGGAUUUUAUACACUUACACAGAAAUUAGAAUUGCAAAAAAUAAAUAAAAUGCAAUGUACAAAAACAACAUACGUAGAUCAACAUUUGUUAAAUAACAAAAGAAAUCUGAAUCUAAACUACAUUUUUUAAAGUUGUGUAUCAGCCAUCAGAUCUCUGGCAAAAGUUUAAGAAAUGUGAUAAAAAUAUAUCCAAAUAUUGAAGCGAUAAAUUUGUAGGAAAAAUGAUAUUCGUAGGGAAGCAAGGUUUAUUAAACGUGCUUUUUAAGUCACAGGAAACUUUUAAUACAUAAUUUCUAA
Messenger RNA from Ceratina calcarata, 1835 nucleotides. Its product is annotated as Meckel syndrome type 1 protein homolog. Bases 411 to 1202 code for a protein of 263 amino acids. NCBI's taxonomy places the organism in Eukaryota, Metazoa, Arthropoda, Insecta, Hymenoptera, Apidae. The record is from RefSeq and is a predicted model, not a curated record. The transcript has 3 exons.